AUGACUGUCGACUACUUUGAACCUGUGACCCCGCGCUCCGAGACGGACGUAUCGACCUCCGCUGACGCGAUCGCGUCGAUUCCAGCCCACGCGAUUGGCAUUGCGCUAACCGCGCGCAAGCAGCUACGAGGUCAUUUUCUGACGCUGCCCGUGCCGCUGUUGCUCUUUGUCGCGUUUAUCGCGAUGGUACUGACCCACACGCCGAUCCAACGGGUCUACAUGGCCAACCACGGUGUCGCCACGACACUCAACCCCAAGGCGGACGUUGUGCAGUCCAAGACGGUGGUGAAUUUUAUGAAAAUCCGGUCGCUUGACGACAUUCCGCGCUGGGUCAACAACUCGGUGCUCCCCGCGCUCUUUACAAACACGUCGCUGAACGGCUCGGUUUUGCCGCGCGAGCUUCGCGGCCGCGUGAGCUCGUACCAUGCGCUCGUUGGUGCUGCGACCUUCUUGACAUUCAACACCAACGCGACCGAGUGCCCGAGCGCGACCGACCUUGCCGCCAACUACGGACCGUGCUAUGACUUUGAUGUCGAAAUCGACGUCGACACGCCGGGCCCGCUGAGCUGGCGCAACAUGCGCUACAUUCCGUGGAACUCGCUGUACAUUGCGGCGGCGAACCCCGACCCGUAUGGUCGCUGGCAGCGCUGGCUCCGAGAGAGUGCGCAGAAAAACUAUGGUCUCUCGAUCACGACGCGCGAGUUUGUCGUCAAGAUCACAACGUACAACGGCCAGCUCGACCUCUUUACGUACCAGCGCUUUCGCAUUGAGGUCGACGAAGGCGGCGCUUGCAACCCGAGCUACAAGGUGCAGAGCAUCCCGACCAACCCGUACACCACGUCGCAUCUCAACCUUGCACUCGACGUUCUCGUGUGGCUGCUCGUGCUGUACGUGCUCUUUCGCCGCGUCAAAGCGCUUCUGCGCCAAGUGCGAGGCCACGUACCGUGGUCGUGCAGCCUCGGCAUCGCGCUCGUCGAGUGGUGCUCGAUCGCUACCGUCGCGCUCUACUAUGUCGCGUGGUUUCACAUUUGCACCAAAUUCUUCAACUCGGGCCUCGAGACCCAGCUGCGGACGCUCAACUCGUUUUAUGACGAGUUGUACUUGCUCCCCCUCGAGUCCAACCAAACACAGCAGCCUGGUCAAGACUACCAGCGCCACCGCAUGGAGUCCAACACGCAGCCGGAUUUAACGGCCCUCCUCGACUCGUUUGGCGGCGCGAUCAACUUUGUGUACGUCGUCUCGAUUGUCGCCUGUCUCCAGCUUGCCAUCCAUGUCUUGGCGGCGUUCCAGUUCCACCCGACGAUGAACGUGUUGACCAACACGAUCGUGACCAGCAUCAAACGCCUUGGAUCGUUCCUCUUUGUGUUUGGGCUCGUCGUCCUCUCGCUCGCAACGUCCGGAUGCUUGCUCUUUGGCCCUCAACUCGAGGAAUUUAGCAGCCUCGACAAGUCGCUGGUCACGUGCACCAACAUGCUCUAUGGCGGCUUGAGCUACGAGCUCAUCAAAGACGUCAACGACCUCGCCAUUGUGUGGUUCUGGGCGAGCCAGUCGAUUGUCUAUAUGGUGCUGGUCAACAUCAUGCUGGCGGUCGUCAUUACGUCACACCAAGAGAUCGUCGCCAUCAACUUUGCCAAACGGUCGUUUGUGGACGAGUUCUUUCUCGUGCUGCGCGACGUUCUCAAGAUCUACCUCUUGCGCCGCCCCGACCUCUUCCAGAAGCUCACCGAUCGCAUGCCGUUCGAGCCGCACCGCAACGUGUGGACCGCCGAUGACGUGGCAGCGACGCUUGUCAUCUCCAACCUGCGCGCCACGCGGCUCAUCCGCAAGCUCGAGCACUACGCCACCUCGGUCGACGUUGACGAGCCGUCGGUGGUGCGCUCAACAAUGUUGGAUGCGCGCAGUGCACCGUGUGGUCAUUGCCACGAGAUGGAGACCAAGAUGCAAGCCAUGGACGCCAAGCUCGCCUUCUUGAUCGAGCACCUCACAAAGAAGCCGUCGUAUCUCGUCUAA
Saprolegnia diclina VS20 is the source of this 2010-nucleotide messenger RNA. RefSeq lists its product as hypothetical. Lineage: Eukaryota; Oomycota; Saprolegniomycetes; Saprolegniales; Saprolegniaceae. Bases 1 to 2010 code for a protein of 669 amino acids. The transcript is spliced from 5 exons. The record is from RefSeq and is a predicted model, not a curated record.